CUGACCUUAGUUCAUUCAGAUCAAUAAGCGAGUCAGAGUGGAGUGUGCGUGCGGGACCGUUUUCAUCGGUAGGACUGGCAAAGACUUUCUGUGUUUUCACGUGGAUCACUGGUGUCAGAGGGGAAACGACGACUCUUUUCAAUAGCUGGGACCUUUAGGUACGAACAUGUCUAUCCCGCAGCUCGGGUAUAAGUAUGUAAGACCGUUAUACCCCACGGAGCGCCACGGGGUAGUCGCUGGCCGUGUCAGUACAGAGUUGAACCCGUCCGGCACCCUCUCCAAUGUGUUGUCGAGCAUGUAUGGAUCGCCAUUCAGCGCCACCCAAGGAUACAGUGCUUUCCUUCCAUACUCCGGUGACGUUUCGGUAUUGAACCAUCUGACCACUCCAUACGAGAUGAAAGACAGCCCAGGUAUGCAGCACCCUGGAUUUGCUCAUGCCCACGCGCCUUUUUUCCCCUAUGGGCAGUAUCAAUUCGGAGACCCGUCACGACCAAAAAAUGCCACUCGCGAAAGUACGAGCACUCUGAAGGCCUGGUUAAGUGAGCACAGGAAAAAUCCGUAUCCCACAAAAGGCGAGAAAAUUAUGCUGGCCAUCAUCACCAAAAUGACGCUAACCCAAGUGUCCACCUGGUUUGCGAACGCGAGGAGGAGGCUGAAGAAGGAGAAUAAAAUGACUUGGGUACCAAAGACUCAGACGGACGAGGAGGGAAAUGUUUAUACAAGUGACAACGACGGUGAGGAGGAAGAUAAGAGAGACGAUGACGAGGAAAUCGAUUUAGAGAACAUCGAUACCGAAAACAUCGAGAACAAGGAGGAUUCAGAUUAUCGGGAUGAUUUUAAAUCGGAAUCGAAGGUAACAGGCGGGAGGGAUUCAGAUACGUCCGAUGAGUUUGAGGACACAAAAGAACGCGAUAAAAGUUUUAUAAACAGCGUCACGAAAGACGGCGCAGACACUGGCGCAGAGCGGGGAAGGGAUGACAGAAGCAAAACCCCCGCACCCGAGCCUUUGGGUAACAUAAACCCACCACAAAAACCCAAAAUUUGGUCUUUGGCUGAAACUGCAACAACGCCGGAUAAUCCAAAAAAGUCCCCACUGAUGAACAGGAACUAUGAUCCGGCACCACAAACAACCAUGUCCCCCAGGAGUCCUCUCCAGUGCUCGGUGGGGAACGUCCAGAACUGGACAAAAAUGGCAUUUUCAGCUCACCAGAUCGCAUUAACAAACCAUUACCUAGGACUUAAACACCCGGCCUCCGUGAGCAGCCAUAUGUUUAACAAACAUGCAGACGGAAGGACUCAUAUCUUAUGAUCAGUUUCGUAUAAAAUGCACAGUGAACUAAAUAUUUUUUCUUAAUGUUUUGAUAUUUUCCAUUUUCCUCAUGGAAACGUAAUACAUAAUUUUCACACCAUGAAUAGUGAUUUUCUUGAAGAAAAUAAGUGAAAAUUAUAUUGUUUUUUUGUUUUGUUUUGGUUUUUUUUACAUAAACGAGACAUUGAAUUUGUAAUUGAUGGAUGUUGCUUAGCACUUCCCUUAAUAUGAGAGUAUAACAGAGUAAAUGUUUAUAUUGCUAACUUAUAAACAUUUUCAUCGUGUUUAUUUAUCUGAGGCAUUUGAUCAUGCGUUAUCACGUAAAGUGUGUGCUACGAAAAUGUUUAGGUCAGAAAUAACACUACAUCACAACUUAAUUAAAAGUCGUUUUCUAGCAAGAUGACACGAUAUAGGAAAUUCACCCACGUUUCUUUCAGCUAUCUGGUACGAAAAGAGAACAGUGCCUUUUAACAAAGACUAAUAAGUUCGGAAUUCCCCCGUAGCAGGACUCACGCACACUAAUAUUCUCCAACUAAACGUAUUUUGAGCCGCAUCCCAUAGUUAUGCGUUGUCUUUACCCCACUUCAUCGCAAUAUUUUGCUUUCUUUUUUCCAUAAAUCAUCAAUGACUGUAUUUUUGUUUGUACUUAUUUUUCUUAGUUCACAGCUGUAGUUCAGUUUUUAAAAUUAAUAGUUUUCAACACAUAUUUGGUAACACAUUUUACACGUACAUCAAUUUAUCAUAUGUCUUGAACAUAUGUUGUAUUAAGAUAAAAAAAACCAAGUCGUUGCUUUUAUUACUGGUGUAUAUAUU
This is a messenger RNA of Electrophorus electricus (electric eel), 2122 nucleotides long. It is a transcript of the gene irx3b, whose product is annotated as iroquois homeobox 3b. Lineage: Eukaryota; Metazoa; Chordata; Actinopteri; Gymnotiformes; Gymnotidae. Gene Ontology annotation, cellular component: nucleus. Gene Ontology annotation, biological process: regulation of transcription by RNA polymerase II; neuron differentiation; cell development. The record is from RefSeq and is a predicted model, not a curated record. Gene Ontology annotation, molecular function: RNA polymerase II cis-regulatory region sequence-specific DNA binding; DNA-binding transcription factor activity, RNA polymerase II-specific.